Molecule: messenger RNA, 831 nt
Organism: Cynara cardunculus var. scolymus (artichoke)
Lineage: Eukaryota; Viridiplantae; Streptophyta; Magnoliopsida; Asterales; Asteraceae
Product: basic salivary proline-rich protein 2
Exons: 2
Coding region: 1-831 (276 amino acids)
Source: RefSeq, a predicted model, not a curated record
AUGGCGAAUCAACCUGAUGCAAGUAGCGCAGGUGCCGGUGGAAAUAAUCCUUCAUCAGGAGGAAACCCACCGUCAGCAGGACAACCUUUGCCAGGGGGAUAUCCUCCGUAUGGAGAACAUCCACCAUCAACAGGGGGGAAUCCUCCGUAUGGAGAACAUCCACCAUCAAAAGGGGGAAAUCCUCCCCAUGGUGAACAUUCCCCGUCAACAGGGCAACCUUCACCAGGGGUAUAUCCUCCACAUGGAGACCAUCCUUCUCAAGGGUAUCCACAAUCGGGGUACCCUCCACAAGAAUACCCACAAGGUUAUUCACCACAACAGUACCCGCAAGGAUAUCCUCCUCAACAAGGGUAUCCGUCACAAGGGUACCCACAAGGAUAUCCUCCUCAACAAGGGUAUCCACCACAAGGGUAUCCUCCUCAACAAGGGUAUCCACCACAAGGAUAUCCUCCUCAACAAGGAUAUCCGCCUCCACAAGGGUAUCCUCAAGGAUACCCACCAUCUGGAUAUCCCCAAGGAGGUCCUCACGGUGCAUACCCACCGUCAGGUUAUCCUGGUGCAUACCCACCGGCUGGUUACCCUGGUGCACACCCUCAAGGUGCUCAUCCUGGCCAACAUGGAGCACAAAAAGGAGAAAAAGGAGCUGGUGGCGUAAUGGGAGUGAUCGCGGGGGGAGCGGCAGCGUAUGCAAUGGGUCACUACGGACAUGGGCAUGGUCACGGUCACGGUUAUGGUGGAAAAUAUAAACACGGAAAGCACAAGCACGGAAAAUACAAGCGUGGGAAGUUUGGCAAGCACAAGGGUAAGGGAAAAUUCAAGAUUUGGAAGUAA